UUCAGUGCUCUAUCUACUGCACUACCUAGCUGCCUUCUAGGACUAUCAAUCAUUAGUUAAUAACUGAGGGAGAGAUAGGGAGUCAAACCACUCCUGGACUAUGUUCUAUGUGGAUUUUCCGUGUGGGACCAGUGGAAAUGACAUCACCUUUCAUUUCAACCCUCGGUUUCAAGAUGGUGGCUACGUAGUGUGCAACACAAAGCAGAAUGGUUGGUGGGGGAAUGAGGAGAGGAAGAUGCAUAUGACUUUCCAGAAGGGGGAACCUUUUGAAAUUUGUUUUUGGGUCCGGAGUAUAGCCUUCAAAGUGUCUAUGAAUGGGAACCCCCUUGUCCAGUAUCAGCACCAGAUGCCUUUCCAAUGUGUGGACACCAUUAUAAUUGAUGGCAUAGUGCACCUGGCCUACAUCAACUUCCAGGAAUCCUCUUUCCCAUCUGAAUCAUUCUCAGAACAGAAAUAUAUGGACAAACCUGUCCUUCAGGUUUGUAAUCAACUGAGAAGUGGGAAUGACAUCACCUUCCACCUGAACCCACAAUUUCAAGAGAAUACUGUAAUCCGGAACAGUCAGAUCACUGGCUCGUGGGGACCUGAGGAGCAUGAUAUGCCCUUUAUCAGAGGCCAGACCUUCAUGGUGUGGAUCACCUGUGAAGCCCACUGCUUCAAGGUAACUGUCAACGGGCAGCACCUGUUCAGUUACAACCACCGAGUGAAGAACCUGCCAUCUAUCAAUGACCUGGAAGUGGCUGGAGACAUCCACCUGAUUCACAUCCAGAUCUAACAAAGCGUCUUCCGUCCGCCUGUACGAGCCCAAAUCUGCCCCUGUUUUCCCCACCACCCUUCACUCUCCCAGGCUCAUGCCCAUGUACUCUAAGGAUCAGGAGUUCUUGCCCUGAUAUCUUUCCCACUGAAUGCUUAGCAAGUUGUAGUAAAGUGUACCUAUUGUUCUAGGGGAAAGUGGGUCAGGGACAUAUCUUUAUUUCACCUCAAAGGCUUAGUAAAGGACCUGGUUUGUAGUAGGUGCUUAAUAAAUGCUUAUUGAUUAAUUGAAGGUCACUCCCAUUCUAGUAGAAUGGAGGUUCUGUGAAUACAGGGACAGCUUCAUUUUUCUUUGUAUCUCCAAUGCCUAACACAGUGCCUAGUAUGCAGUAGGUGCUUAAUAAAUACUCAGUUGAUUGAGGGUUGCUCCCAUUCAA
Messenger RNA from Phascolarctos cinereus (koala), 1190 nucleotides. The record is from RefSeq and is a predicted model, not a curated record. Lineage: Eukaryota; Metazoa; Chordata; Mammalia; Diprotodontia; Phascolarctidae.